ACAUUGACAAUUGCAAUUUAGCUAGAAAAAAAAAUACCGGGUAAUUUUCCAGUUUGCUUUGAUUAUUUUAGGAUUAAUUUUUAAUAAUGACUAUAAUUUCAAAAUUAUUACGUGCAAAUAGAUCAAUUGACCUAAUUCCUGUGAGCGUAGGAAUAAAUAAAUUUAGAUGCGGUCGUUGCUAUGCUACGGAAAAAGAAAAGGGGUUAACACAAAGUCAAGAAAGAGCUGAAGUAUCAAGAGAUGUACGGCCCCUGGGUGAAAAGAUUAAAGAGACGAGCAAAACAGUGUCUUAUACUGGUAUCAUAUUGGUUGGUCUAGGAGUUACUGGCAUUAUAUUUUAUUACGUAUUCCGUGAAUUGUUUUCUAGCAAUAGCCCCAACAGCAUAUACUCAGUAGCGCUAGAAAAAUGUAAAAACGACCCAAGAAUAGAAGAAGCCCUUGGUUCUCCUAUAAAAGGUUAUGGCGAAGAGACUACAAGGAGGCGAAGGACCAGAGUCAGUCAUGCCGUCUAUGAAAAGGAUGGAGUUAAACAUAUGAGAAUGAGAUUCUAUAUCAAGGGAAUUAGAAAUAAAGGUGUUGCUGAAUUAGAUAUGAAGCAGAAUGAAUAUGGGAACUAUGAAUGCAGAUAUCUGUUAGUGCAACUAGAUGAUUAUAGUGGAAAAACUUUCAUCAUUGAAGACAAUCGUGCGUUUCUAGAUCAUGCAAAAUCUGAAGCUGGAAGCCAACAGCUGCCUACAUUAACUCUUACACAGUAAAUAGUCUUAGAUAACAUAAUAUUCAACCUGUAGAUAAAUGUAAAUUAAUUAGAUAAGUAUUGUGUAAAUAAAAUUUAUUCCUUA
Messenger RNA from Maniola jurtina (meadow brown), 839 nucleotides. Its product is annotated as mitochondrial import inner membrane translocase subunit Tim21. Gene Ontology annotation, cellular component: TIM23 mitochondrial import inner membrane translocase complex. The transcript is spliced from 3 exons. NCBI's taxonomy places the organism in Eukaryota, Metazoa, Arthropoda, Insecta, Lepidoptera, Nymphalidae. The record is from RefSeq and is a predicted model, not a curated record. Bases 87 to 755 code for a protein of 222 amino acids. Gene Ontology annotation, biological process: protein import into mitochondrial matrix.